CAAUCACAAGUUAGGACCUUAUUAUUUACAAUGCAAAGAUUUUUUUGGGAAAUAUUGCUUAUACGUUUUGACAUGAUACAACAAUCAUUCUUGAAAGAAUGAUACGGCUUAUUGUGGAGAUAAUUUCUGUUGGACCAAACAGAUAUCUUAGAAUUCCAAACUUUUAAAAGUUACCGAAAAGGAUUAUAAACAGUUCAUGUUUAAAAUGAAUGUACAUGUAUUGCUAUGUUUUGUUCUCAUUUUGGGUACAAGAGAUGCCGCUGAAUUUGAAGAAAAAUGUGAAAUUGUAAAUUUACCCUUAUUACCACUGUCGUUAAGAGAACAAAUUUUGGAAAACUAUGUAUAUGAAACCAAUAUUCAAGCUGACAAUGCUUUUUGUUUAAUAAGAUGUCUCAAACAAAGAAAAUGUAAAUCUGUCAACUACAACACAGAUACGUCUCAUUGUCAACUAAACAGUGAGGACCACAAAACACAAUUAGCUUCACUGACAUCGGCACCAGAUUACACGCAGUAUUAUACCAUUGAUGACCUUGACGAGAGUCUAUUGGGUCGUUGUUCUGGACAUACAUGUGCAGAUGAUCUUAUGUGUGAACCAAAUCCGUACGGACUUAGCGAUCCUUAUCAAUGUGUUGUUUCCUCAGUGUGUGUACCAAAUGAUGGAUGUACCAACUGCAUGCAAUCAAAAUUUACCCUGGCUACUUUCGACUAUCAACCAGUUGGAUGCUUCGGUGCUGGGGGGAAUCCAAAUCCUCUACCAACAUUGUUGUCAAAUCUUAGGACUAGUAUAGUUUGGGACAAUAUACAACUAACUAUUGAUGCAUGCGCAAAUCUUGCUCAUAACGCAAGCUACAAAUAUUUCGGAAUAGAAUUCUGGGGAGAGUGUUGGGUAUCCGCGUCAUUUAAUCCAAGCGGUUUUUCAUUGAUUCCAGGACAGAACUGUGAAACUAAAUGUCCUCAAGGAGUAGCUGAUGAAAACAAAAUGUUCAUUUACAAAAUAGUUUAAUAUAAAUAUGUACGAAUAUGAAAACAACUUCUCGUUCAUAUCAUAGUUCAAAAAAUCACGUUACAAAACUAAGGCACUUAAGACUAAACAGAAAUAUAGCAGUGAUCCUUUCAGAUUAUUGAAGAGAGUAUGUAUAUUGAAACUUUUUCGCAAUCGCACCGAACUUUCAAAUGUCCUAAUGCUAUUUCUAUGGAAGUUUGUUUUGCCUGCUCACCUACACUUUUUAUACGGUUACAUGUUUCAUCUUAACUUUAAAUUAUCGAACAGACUUCAUUAUCAAUUUUAUUGGACAUCAUUGUAUCUGUUUUAGGUUGCACUUUGUAGAUACUUCUGUUUCACAAGCCACGCCUCUUUUGGGAAGAUAUAUAUUAUUCAUUGAUAUUUUGUUUUGUUAACGUACUGGUUCCCAGAUAUGAUCUCUAUGUUUCAUCUCAUAGAGAAAUAACUUGGGAAUGUUACCAGUGUAAAAACACAUGGUAACGGCGAAAAUUGAAUUCUGAGGAAGACUCAAAGUGAAGGUAGGGGUAGUACAGAAUUUUAGUAUAAGUCUUAACUCUUAGAAGUUCGGGGCAUAUAAAUGUUGAAAAUAUGCCGCACAGCCCUAUGUUUUGACCUUUGAAUAAAAAAGUAGUGCAUAUCAACUUUCCGUUCUAGGAUGUAAUUUUUCACGAAACUUCAUAGUAUAAGUGGCACAGCUUUAGCCGCAAAGGGAGUUCCUAUGGGAAAUUGCAUUGUCUAUAUUUACAGAAGUGCAACCUUUAUGCAUUUGAGGUUAGUGCCUCUAAACCUACGAACAGAAAUUACUAGUCUGUCUUGUUGAAAGUUAUCCUCACUUUUUAUAAGCUCUGCUCAUAUGACUGCAUGUCAUCUUGAAGAAUCGUUUUCUGCCCAUCGUUUGUAAAAUCCUAUUUUUAGGUUUCAACGGAAUUCAUAGAGAAUCAUGUUAUCUUUAUGUAAAGGUAGUGUGAUUUGAAAAAAAAAACAGUAAGCAAGGAUCCUAAAGUUGGAAGACGUAAUUGCUAAAUUGAAAGUUUGUUAGCAAUAAUCGUUUAAAGGAUUGAUAUAAAAUCAGCCUGUUCAUUAACGAUGGAUUCUUUCAAGCACCAACAAUCCUUAUAUUGGUCGCUGAAAUGGUAAACAAUUAUUCACUUUGUACAGGUUUUUGUUUGGAAUUUAAACUAGUUCAAAGACCUACCUACAACUAUUGCAGUUUUCUACCUCCCUUCUUUAUUUCCAUAAUGUGUUGCUGUAAUUAAACAUGUCAACAAAACAUAUAUAAUACUAUUUAAUUAAUAUUGAAAAUAUCGCUUUUAUGUUUUUUUUAUAUAUAUAAAUAAGUAGAUUUAUGCUCAUUUUAAUGUUUAUCAUUUACUGUACAUGAAAGAUCAACAAAAACAUUUAUAAGCGUUGUGUGUCUGAAAUGCUUAUAUAUUAGAGGAAACUAGUGAUUUAUAUUCAAUAAUUUGUCAAGAGAAAUUAAUUCAAGAAAUGGUAACCUUCAAUACAAUGCAACAGUGUGCCUGUAAAAAGACGUUUGUAUACUGUCAAUUGGUAGCGAGAUUGAGACAAUUUGUAAAUUGUAUGUUUGGAGUAUAAAUGUGUAGAUGUUCGAA
Molecule: messenger RNA, 2616 nt
Organism: Mytilus californianus (California mussel)
Lineage: Eukaryota; Metazoa; Mollusca; Bivalvia; Mytilida; Mytilidae
Exons: 3
Coding region: 197-1003 (268 amino acids)
Source: RefSeq, a predicted model, not a curated record